Herpailurus yagouaroundi (jaguarundi) is the source of this 1746-nucleotide messenger RNA. It is a transcript of the gene PRL, whose product is annotated as prolactin. The coding region runs from base 1 to 870 and encodes 289 amino acids. Gene Ontology annotation, biological process: mammary gland development; positive regulation of receptor signaling pathway via JAK-STAT; female pregnancy. The transcript is spliced from 5 exons. NCBI's taxonomy places the organism in Eukaryota, Metazoa, Chordata, Mammalia, Carnivora, Felidae. Gene Ontology annotation, molecular function: hormone activity; prolactin receptor binding. The record is from RefSeq and is a predicted model, not a curated record. Gene Ontology annotation, cellular component: extracellular region.
AUGUUUGCCGAGUACAGAAGCACUCCCGGGAGCAACAGAAAGAUGCAGGGAGUAACCCGCUUCUCAAACUAUGUUAUCUGUGCAAAUAUAAUUAUAGACCCUGAGUCACACGGUGGAAGGUGUGGGUUCUUCCCGGCCCCAGCUGUUACAGAACCCGAAGGUGCCAAGGGCGACGGGGAGAGGGAAGGCUUCUGGGACGAGGUUGCCGGGUCACUCCUGUUCCUGCUGCUGCUGCUGUCAGACCUGCUCCUGUGCAAGAGCGUGGCCUCCCUGCCCAUCUGUCCCAGCGGGGCGGUCAACUGCCAGGUGUCCCUGCGGGACCUGUUCGACCGCGCGGUCAUCCUGUCUCACUACAUCCACAACCUGUCCUCGGAAAUGUUCAACGAGUUUGAUAAAAGGUAUGCCCAGGGCCGGGGGUUCAUUACCAAGGCCAUCAACAGCUGUCACACUUCCUCCCUCCCUACCCCUGAGGACAAGGAGCAAGCCCAACAGAUCCAUCACGAAGACCUUCUGAACGUGAUACUCAGAGUGUUGCGGUCCUGGAAUGACCCCCUGUAUCACCUCGUCACGGAAGUGCGAGGACUGCACGAAGCCCCCGAUGCUAUUCUGUCCAGAGCCAUUGAGAUCGAGGAGCAAAACAGGAGGCUUCUAGAGGGCAUGGAGAAGAUAGUGCACCAGGUUCAUCCCGGAGUCAGAGAAAACGAGGUCUACUCCGUCUGGUCCGGACUCCCGUCCCUGCAGAUGGCUGAUGAAGACUCUCGCCUCUUUGCUUUUUAUAACCUGCUCCACUGCCUACGCAGGGAUUCACAUAAGAUUGACAGUUAUCUCAAGCUUCUGAAGUGCCGAAUCGUCUACGACAGCAACUGCUAAGCCUGUAUCCGUCCCAUCUAUUUCUGGAAGGGUCCCUAAUGAUCCGUCCCGCAGCAAGCUCCUCUUAGUGUUAUAGCUUUUUAAUGCGCGCAUGGGUGUAAUGGGUCUCAUCUUAAAAAAUAAAAACGGACUCCUCCGAGACGUCAAAAUCAAAAAAAGCAAUUCAUCAAAGUGUCUCAUUUUCAUUUAGUAGAGAAUCCAAAGAAGAUCCAUCACCACCACUGAACAGUUCCUGUUAAAAUUUGUCAGAAAUAGCAGAAGCUAGCAUUAGAAACAAGACCGUUAACGGCUUCCUUGAGGUUCACAGUAAAUUAUUACAGGUCAAAUGACCAGAAUCAAAGAAUUAGAUAAUUACGCAUCCUGCUGGUCCUGCUACCAGAAAGAGGGAACUCUCAGGACUCUCUGAAAGUCAGCCACACACCAUGUUUGAACAGACAAUGUAAGCACCAUGAAGCUGUGAUGUGCCCUCACAGUAUGAGGCUUACCGAGCCGUCUAAAACUUGGUAGGCUACCGUAUUCGUAGAUUUGAGCCGCUAUAACAAGACAUCACAGACUUACAACCAGCAGAAAUAUUCUUCUACAUCCUGGCCAGGGGAGGCCAUGGCAGGGAAGUCACAGACUUCUCCCUGUGUCCCCAUGUGGUGGAAGGAGCCAGGGAGCCCUGCGGGGUCUCUUUUAGAAGAGCACUAAUACCAUUAUGAGGACUCCAGCCUCAUGACUUAACACCUCCCAGAGGCCCCACUUACUGCUGCUAUUUGUUACUUUCCGGGGUUUAGGAUUUCAACAUCAGAAAUUGGGAGGAACACAAACACUCAGAUCAGGGCAGAUUCCAACAUGUCAUGGUGUUAUCCUUCUCCAGUGGCCGUUCUCAACCAU